Molecule: messenger RNA, 6595 nt
Organism: Thalassophryne amazonica
Lineage: Eukaryota; Metazoa; Chordata; Actinopteri; Batrachoidiformes; Batrachoididae
Gene: shroom4
Product: shroom family member 4
Exons: 13
Coding region: 1-5655 (1884 amino acids)
Biological process (GO): actin filament organization
Cellular component (GO): adherens junction; cortical actin cytoskeleton; apical junction complex
Molecular function (GO): actin filament binding
Source: RefSeq, a predicted model, not a curated record
AUGCCGACGCACAUCUUUUCUCCAGAGGAUGAACUCGCGUCCGUCCCUGUGAAGCCUCAGAAAGGUGGCGAAACAUCCCAGCGAUGCGUUAACAGCUCCGACUUCACCGCUGUGCGACCGCUUCAGUGGAAUGUUGGCGCUUUCUGUGGGAUGGAUGCUGCAGACUGUUUUGGAGUUCCUCUUUGGGGCAGCGUUGCCUCGGAGACGACUAAAUGUUCAUCUCAUGUCUUUCUCUCGUCUCAGAUCGAGGAUGGAGGGAAAGCCGCCCAGUGCAAGAAGCUGAAGGUGGGCGAUGAGCUCAUUAACAUAAAUGGCUCCACCCUCUACGGCAGCAGACAGGAGGCCCUCAUCCUCAUCAAGGGAUCGUACCGAAUGCUGAAGCUCACGAUCAGGAGGCGCAGCGUUCCUCUCAUCAGACCUCACUCGUGGCACCUGGCAAAGCUGUCCGAACCUCCCCUUCCUCCCCCACCUCCUCCUCCCCCCUCUCCGCCAUGCCUGCCUUCUGAUGACUCCCCUCCUCUUCCCCCGCCUCCCCCUCCGCCUGCCAUGCAGCUCCACCCUGGUCCCUACACUCUGCCCUGGCACACGACUGACAACAGUGACUUGUCCAUGCAGUGGGAUCAGUUGUCGAGACCUUACUCUUCUACCGACCAAAGCAGUUCUCUAGGCUCCAUGGAGAGUUUGGACACACCCACACCCAGUACGCAGCCCUACUCCGACAACCAGAAUUCACCUGUUGACCCCGCCAUCUUCAACAACAAGAGAGACUCCGCCUACAGCUCCUUUUCCGCGAGCUCAAACACUUCUGACUAUGCGACAGUGCCACUAAAGCCCGGUGAAGACGGUUCAAUGGACAACUUGCUUCAUAACCUUGGGCCAGGUCUUCAAGGCUACCCCAGUGGUAAUGCCCCGAUUUCAUCUGGUGAGGUUUUAGAGGCUCAGCAGUUUGUCCUGAAAUCCAGGUCGCUAACCAGGCCGAGACCAAGACCCGUUGAGGUAAAAGAAAGACCUUCAUCCUGUUGCUAUGAGGAAGAGAGGCGAGGAGGAGAUUUUGAAAUGGUAACAAAUGGAGGAGGAGAAGAAAGGAAGUCAAGUCCUCCUCAGCCUCCUGCUAGAAAGGACAGUUUCAGGGCAACCCAGAUUUGCCCUCACACUGCUAACAAACGUUGUUUCUCUGCUCCAGUAGAAACUUCCACUAUUUCCUGUUACUGUGACAAUGAGAAACCCUCUUUAACUCCCGAGUCAGGAACUCAUAAUGGCUUGCCUGAGUCGAGAGUUGGUGAUGAAACUCAAAAUUUCAAAGAGGAUAACUUGGACUCAAACUGUAUCCAAAAUCACACUGAAGAACUUAGACCGAUCAAUAAUGGUGAAGAUUCCAAAUCAGAGAACACCUCAGAUCACUGUCACCUCCCCGACCCAGCGAGGGCUUCCACAGACCCCGAUACCUGUUCUAGUUCUGGCUCCUUACUGGCAGAGCACUCAGCUGAGGACCAAGGACAAUCUCACAUCGUGCAUUCCUACACUAUGCGUUCUUCUGCACGACUGCACCGGCACAGUGCUCCUGAGAAGCUCUUUGCUACGCAGCUACAGCUGUUGCAGUUGAACGAUGGUAACGCAUCACUGGAACCUUAUAAUCCUUCAAAACCUUUAGAUUCAUCAUUGCUCCCUUGUGGUGGAAAGUGGUCCUGUUCACCUCUCCACCCCAUGACAGAAGACGCCAAUGCUGGACUCUGUGCACAAGAUGUUUCUCACAAUGACACUUGUGCUUCAUUGAGCAAAUAUAACAACAGCUGCUUCUUGACCCCAGAAACCAAGAGUUUAGUUGGGGAAAGUGAUAGCGGAGAAAAAGGUGAGCGGAUCGAAGUAGUUAAAAGAGUAAAUGGAAGGUCUCUGUCGCCUCUCCAGCAUCACCACCUUUGGAGUCGCUCUGUGAGUGUACCAGGGGACCCUACUGCAUCAUUGGGGUCUGAUCAGACAAUUGAGAAACAUUUUGAACCUAUCACUGCUGCUGCCAGUGUGGAUACUUUACUGGACAGUCCGAGAGACCUGGGAAGAGGGGAAAGUGGAGGAAAAGAACGGGAUAUAGAUGAGGUAGCCUCGAAGACGUCAGUCUCAUCAAAACACCAUCGACGGAACCGGCGCCGCAGUGAACGAUUUGCUACUAACCUCCGAAAUGAAAUCCAGAGGAAAAAAGCCCAGCUUCAGAAGAGCCGUACUCCAGGAGGUUUGCUGUGUAGCGGGGAGACAGUUCGGGAGGAAGAGGGUUCGGACCUCCAAGAGGAGGGGGGACAUCCAGACCUACGAGCACAGGAAACAAGCAUUAAAGUUGCAUUACCAUUGCCCAUUAGUCCAUUAGAUGACCCGAUUUCAGAAGUUGGUGAAAAAUCAAACUCCUCAAAUGAAUCAGCCCACAAAGUCUUGACGAUUCAACCCAACAUAUCCAGGUCUGUCCAGAUUCUAGACCCGGGUGUUCCCAGUUUUGGUGUUGGCGUCAGAGUUGUGGAAGAACCAGCACCUGUUGGCAAAGCCCGUCGCUGGCGUUGGACCCCUGAGCAUAAACUCCAGCCUGAAACAGACAGGUGUGAGGUUUUGGAUGAGAGGGUGUUGGGUACCACCGGCUCCCGUCACGGGGUUUGUGCCUUCACCACAACAAACUCUUCCUACCUUUGCUCCUCUUCCUGUUCUCGUGCUGAAGAGACUGACAUUCUCCCAUUUGCAGACAGAAAGAAGUUUUUUGAGGAGACGAGUAAAGGUUCAUCCGUGUCUACUCUUUCUGGGCUUUCGAGUUGCAGGCAGAAGAAUCCAGUCAACCAUUCCGAGGACCAGGAAGAAGAGUUCGGCAAGCACCAACCCCAAAGGAGAUACUCCUACCAGGGAUUAUUUCAGCAAGAAACUCCUCUGCUUCCCAACACUGUGGAAAUCAGGCAGCGGUCUGUGAGCACUACCGGGAAGUUGGAGAAAGAGAAAGACGGUGAACGGGUGAAGGAUCAGGAGAUGGAAGAGCGAAUGAGAUGGAGAGAGAGGGAAGAAAGAGAUUUGGAGAUGGAAAGAGCAAAGUUAAGGGAACGAGAAGAAAGAGUCAGGCAGUGGGAAAUGCAAAGGGAGCAAGAGCUGGAGUUGGAAAGAGAGCGGGAGCAACUGAAAAAAGAAAAACAGCCCGAGAGAGCAACACAUGAUCUGGGCGCCUCACAUCAGGAGUUCUACAGCAGUUCUGACAUCAAAGAAAAACAUCAAGCGUUCCAGACCAAGUCUCAGGUGUUCUCCCAGAGUCGAAACCCUCCACCUGGCUUUUAUCCGAUUAAUACCCCGUCGCAGAUUCUGGAGACCCAACAACCGUUGCUUCAGGGAUACCCAGCAAGGAGCUAUACACCUACUGAGAUGUGUCCAGGCCGGCAACUGGAAGUGACCAACCUCAGCAGGAAGUACAGUCUGACUGAGAGGGAUCCCCCAAACUGGAGGAGGCAGGACUCCAGACCACAAGAGAGCGCUAAUCUGCAUCAACAGCACCCCCACCAGGAUCAGUGGGGUAACAGACAGAUGAACAGCAGCAGUGACCGGAAUGGAUUUACCCCACCGCCGGCUCCGCUCUUGCUACGAGGACGAGCUAUGUCAGAAAACGACCUCCGUUUCAGUAGCAGCUGCCGUUGGCCGCAAGCCGCUUCUGUGUCCACGAGUCAGACCCUGAAGGAGGUGGAGGAAGGAGCAGGUGGCGUCAGAGAAGGUGAAGCCAAGUCCAGCAGGAAGAAGAUGCCGCCUCCCCCGAGACCACCACCACCAAAGUGGGAGAAUUUGCAUCGCCGGCGUGCAUCUCACCAUACGUGCAUCUCACCGUUCUAUGCUUCUUCUUCUUCUACUCCUCACCACACCACUGAAGAAACGCCCCCCACUCACCCGUCCUCAUCAUUUCCUCCCCCUGACGUGUCGCGGCAGAGAUCCUACAGCCUCCCCCCACAACCACGGCAACUCUCAGAAAGUUGCUCAUGUUCCCGCCAGAAACAGAAGCAGGAACACGCCAUUUGCAUCACACCACCCAAUCAGAACCAGCCUGAAAUGCAGGAACGGUCCUUUUCCCACGUCUUACCCAAUCAGAAUGAAAUUUACCAUCAAGAACGCCAGUUUUCCAUUGCCCCGCCGAGUCCUAUGUGUUCUAGACGGGCUUUCAAGCCAGUGGCUCCACCCCAGCGAGAGACGGACAUCGACCUGAAGAGCACAUAUAGCAGACAGCGUGAGACGGUGGAUGUCUUAUGUGUACCUCCACCGUUACCAGCAGAGACGAACGUGAGCAGUUUAGCCGAUGUGGCCGCGAGCUGCAGCUCCAACCAAGACAGAGCAACAGUGGUGAAACGGCAAACCAGCACCAGGUCGGGAGCAGAGUGGGAGAGGGUCCCAUCUCCCAGGGUUCAUAGCGACCCGGUGCUCAGUCCAGUUUUAGAAAGUGGAGGCGUUUUAUCUCCUGAAGCCUAUUUCGCCAUGAACUAUGACCAGCAGCUCCGUUUGGGUCAAGGCUUGCGUGACUUUUCCAACACCACCUUCAUUGUGGAAGAGAACAAGACUUUGGAGCCGGGACCUGAAUCGCAGGAGACCCUCAGUACAAGUCCGGCGCACAGCUUGGAGGCAGAACUGGACGUCCCCUUGGAAACGGACAUCGAUGAUUUCCAGGAUGAUGAGGGGCUUCCAGUAGAUGAUCCGCCAAUCACCAGUGAACUCCCGUGUUUUGCAUUGCCUGUCACAGUGCUAGAGACGGACAUUGACACUUUGUAUGAAUCUGAGGGGCCGCCGUCAGGCAGGAGGAAGACGGAGAGCGAGUCGCUGGAGGAGGAGCUGGGGACGGGUGAGAGCAGCAGGGAGGCCAUGAGCCUGGAGGAGCUGGACCCCCAAAGCAGCGAGGGAGAAUCAGGCACGGAGAGCUGGAGAGGAGCCGACCCCAGCGUGGAGCACAACAUGGACAGCUUGGAAAGGCGCUCUGGCGCGAGCUCCAGCUGUUCUUCAUAUUACAGCACGUCGGCGGCCAGAGCUCAGCUGCUGUCUCACGUGAAGGGCUUCGCCGAUAGCAGGGACGAGGACAGCGAGCUGACCUAUAAGAAGCAGCUGAUGGAGAGCCUCCGUAAGAAGCUGGGAGUGCUGAGAGAGGCUCAGCGCGGCCUGCAGGACGACAUCAGAGCCAACGCGCAGCUCGGCGAGGAGGUGGAGAAGAUGGUGGUGGCGGUGUGCAGGCCCAACGAGGUGGACAAAUUCCGCAUGUUUGUGGGCGACCUGGAUAAGGUGGUCAGCCUGCUGGUGUCGCUGUCGGCGAGGCUGCUGAGGGUGGAGACCACGUUGGACACACUGGACCCAGAGACGGAGCAUCACGAGAGGCUCCCCCUGCUGGAGAAGAAACACCAGCUCAUGAGGCAGCUGUCAGAGGCUCAGGACUUGAAGGACCACGUGGACCGCAGAGAGCAGGCCGUCAGCCGGGUGCUGGCCCGCGGCCUGUCCGCCGAGCAGCACCGAGACUACAGCCACUUUGUGAAGAUGAAGGCGGCUCUGCUGGUGGAGCAGCGACAGCUGGAGGACAAGAUCCGUCUGGGAGAAGAACAACUGAGGGGCCUGAGGGAGAGUCUGGGACUGGGACUAGGACUGGGACUGGGAAUGCUGAUGGGAUACGGACACUAUUAGAAAAUAAGAGAGUUGAAGACAAAAAAGGGGGGAGGGAAGAUCAGAACCCAGUGAGUCCGGCUCGGUAAAAUAACGCAGACGAUGGUGAUGGACAAAACCAAAGAGACAGAGUUCUUCUUCAUCUCCAGUUUGGACGAUAGUUCUGAGUAGGAUCGUCUGUUUAUUAUUGAAACCUCGUUAGUGAAGAAGAGCUUGUUUUAAAGUGAAAGUGGAACGAAGGUUCAAAGUGUGGACUUUUCACAUCGACACCUUCUUGCUGCUUUCCUUCUUUCUUUCUUUCUUUUUUUAAUACCGAGCUUUAGCUUUUUGGACUCCGGCGUUGGAUUGUGUUGCUGAAACUUGUACUGUAAAAACUGUCAGGCAGUUUGUUUUUAUUUUUUUUAUUUUAUUUUAUUUCACACUACGUUGCCAAAGAUGUUAUUAAUGUCGCUUGAUGAAUGUCGCUGUGACGCUGCUUUUUGUUUUAUUAUUUUAUCUCCUCAUUCUGUGAAUCAUAGGAGACUUUUUCAGUUCUUCACACUAAGACGAUGUAUUCUCAUUAACUUCUUUGUCAGUAUUUUUGAAAAAUGCCUUUUCAGAAUAAGAGUUGCCAUGUUUGUUUGCAUUCAGUAAAAUCUAUGCGAUAUUUUCAGUGUGCCAGUGUUACUUGUGGUUGUAAAGUGGGACGUUUGAAACGCCACUGACCCUUUGUGUCACGUAAUGACAUUUUUGUUUUUUUGUUUUUUUUUGCACAGAAGACACAUGUUCAUAGUGUGUACGUUGUGUGUGUGUGUGUGUGUGUAUGUAUGUAUAAAGUGAAGUUGCAACAGGAAGGCCUGGAAGAGUCGUCGUUUACUGUAUAUUUUGAAGUUGUAUCCAAACAGAUUCGCAGUUUACAUCUUUUUUUUUUGUUUGCUUGUUCAAGCAUCUGGUGAACAAAAUUAAAUGUACGUCAAAGCUA